This is a messenger RNA of Trichoplax adhaerens, 726 nucleotides long. RefSeq lists its product as uncharacterized. The coding region runs from base 1 to 726 and encodes 241 amino acids. The record is from RefSeq and is a predicted model, not a curated record. Lineage: Eukaryota; Metazoa; Placozoa; Uniplacotomia; Trichoplacea; Trichoplacidae. The transcript is spliced from 3 exons.
AUGCUAACAGAAAACGAUGAACAAACACCGAUAGGAGAAAAGCAUGGAGAAUUGAAAGAUGAUGAUUCCCCUAUCACCCUUUUCUUACAAAAAUUAAGCUCCAAAUUACCCCAAAAAUCAAGCGUCUUUGAUCGAGUUCGUGAAGUGAUCGAUCAAAAAGAACCCUAUUACGAACCAUGGCCUGAAGAUAAGAUGAAAAUGUGCUUCUUGAUUAGAAAUAAGAAAUUAUUGCCAGGUGGAACCAAAGACAGGAAAUUUUUUACGCAAUAUUUAGGGCCAAAUUUUUGUUUUAAUCAAAUGUAUAAAAGCUGGGAAGUAACCAAAGGAUACGAUUCUUGGCGUGACAGAAAUCUAGAAUAUGAAGGUGACGAUCUUGGUUUAUCUCAAGAGCAUCUCUUAGAUUUUAAAUCAGCAUUAAGGCAAGAGUACCUUAAUAACUAUAAUUCCAGCCGGUUAUCUUCAAUAAGUGUUACAACGGAAUCAGAAUCGACAUCAUCAACCGAGUUUGUGCCACCUCUUAAUGAGGUAGAGGAGACUACCUUAGCUCGUGCCUCAACAAGACGCAAUAAUUCUUCUCAGGCGCAAUCCAGAGCUGCCAAAAGAUCAAGAAUAGAAUCUUCAGGAGUACACCAGAAGGAGACAACAUCGACUGCAGGUUUCAACCAAUUUGAUCGGAUUAAAGCCAAAUCGAAGAAAUUAGUAACAGUGCCCAUGGAACGUGUAUAG